Messenger RNA from Aureococcus anophagefferens, 1728 nucleotides. RefSeq lists its product as hypothetical. The transcript is spliced from 2 exons. The coding region runs from base 1 to 1728 and encodes 575 amino acids. Gene Ontology annotation, molecular function: protein binding. NCBI's taxonomy places the organism in Eukaryota, Pelagophyceae, Pelagomonadales, Pelagomonadaceae. The record is from RefSeq and is a predicted model, not a curated record.
AUGGCGCCGACCGUUACACCUCCUCCGCCUGCCGCAGCGCAGACGAGCCUCUUAGCGCUCGCCGAGGCGACGGAGAACGUCACGCGCCGCGCCUACCCCUGGGCGCCGCAGGCGGCGCUGGCCAACGGCCGCGCCGUCGCGCUGUCGGCGCUGUCCGCCGAGGCGCUCGACGAGGUCGCGGCCCUCGUGCGGUCCCAGGGCGGCGACGACGGCGCCGCCGCCGCCGCCGCGACCGACGUCCCCGCGGAGGCGACCGUCGUCCUCCCGAAGCCGCGCGCGGCCGCCGCGGCCCCGGAGCCGCGCGCCGUCGCGGUCGCGGUCGCCGUCGACGACGACGACGACGACGAGACGGACGACGACGACGACGACGACGGCGCGUCGUCCGACGACGACGGCGGCGCGGCGCCCUUCGGCCUGCGCGUCGACGCGCGGUCGUCGACGGUCGAGGCGCCCGUCGCCGCGGACCUCGCCCUGAGUUUGUGCUCCGCCUUCGCCGGCGGCUGCGGGUUCCACGGCACGCGGGCGACGCGCGCGGCGACGGCGGCCGGCGCCGCCGCGCGGCUCGCGGCCGCCGCGCGGGCGAAGCGGGCCGGCCGCGGGUCCGUGGCGCUGAUCGCGCUGCGGUCGGGCAAGUUCGCCGGAUGCGUCUUCGGCCCCGACGGCGCGCCGAAGCGCCACCAGGUCUUCUCGCGCUACACGACGCGCCGGGGCCAGGGCGGCGCCCAGGCGGCCAUGGACAACACGGGCCGCAAGGUCAAGUCCGUCGGGUCGACGCUCCGCCGCGCGGGCGAACGGGCGCUCGCCGAGGAGGUGACGCUGCUCCUCCGCGAGACCUGGCGCGCGGACCUGGAGGCCUGCGAGGGCGUCUACGUGGCCUGCGCGCGCGCCAUGCGGCCCUUGCUCUUCGGGAAGAACGACGUGCCCGCCUGCGUCGACGCGCGCGACCCGCGGGUCCAGAAGAUUCCGUUCGGCCUCGCGAAGCCGACGCUGGCCCACGUCGUCGCCGCCUACGAGCGCCUGACGACCGUGCCGCCGCGCCGCGCGCCGGUGGUCGUCGAGGCGCCCGUCGCGAAGCUCGCGGUGAGCGCCGCGGCGCGCGCGGUGCUCGACGCCGCCGCCGCGGGCGACGAGGCCGCGCUCGACGCGGCGCUCGCCGGCGACGACGCCCUCGCGCGGUCGCUGGACGAGGACGGGAGCUCCGCGCUGCAUCUCGCGGCCGCGCGCGGGUCCCCGGAGCUCGCGCUCGCCCUGCUGGCGCGCGGCGCGGACCCCGCGGCGCGCGACGGCCGCGGCCGCGUCGCCUUCGCGCUCUGCGGCGACCGCCGGACGCGCGACGCCUUCGUCAAGGCGCGGGCGCGGCUCGGGGAGGCCGCCGCGGACUGGGCCGGCGGCGCCGUGCCCGCGCCCCUCGACGACGAGGCCGUCAAGGCCAAGAAGCAGAGGGAGGCGGAGAAGAAGAAGCGGCAGCGCGAGCGCCAGAAGCAGCAGAAGGCGGAGGCCAAGGCCAGGGCCGAGGCGGACGCGGAGGCGCGGGCGGCCGCGGACGCCGCGGCGAAACUGAAGGCCGCCGAGGACGAGAAGCGGAACCGCUGCGCGAGCUGCGGCGGCGCCGUCCGCGGCGAGCCCUUCCGCCGCCUCGAGUUCCUCUACUGCGCCUCGGCCUGCGUCCAGGCGCACCGCCGGGAGCUCAUGGCCGCGGCCGCGGAGGCGCGCUUCGGUAAACGGUAG